This is a messenger RNA of Amphiprion ocellaris (clown anemonefish), 8337 nucleotides long. RefSeq names its product sodium channel, voltage-gated, type IV, beta a (gene scn4ba). Gene Ontology annotation, cellular component: voltage-gated sodium channel complex; membrane. Gene Ontology annotation, biological process: regulation of ventricular cardiac muscle cell membrane repolarization; cardiac muscle cell action potential involved in contraction; regulation of sodium ion transmembrane transporter activity. The transcript is spliced from 5 exons. The record is from RefSeq and is a predicted model, not a curated record. Gene Ontology annotation, molecular function: sodium channel regulator activity; transmembrane transporter binding. The coding region runs from base 737 to 1438 and encodes 233 amino acids. NCBI's taxonomy places the organism in Eukaryota, Metazoa, Chordata, Actinopteri, Pomacentridae.
CCCAUUCCUCCCUGUGCCGGCUAGGGAGACACGUACUUUCUGCUUUUCUGCCUGGCUGCUGGCGCUGCUCCAGCAUCCGUCUGUGCCUCUUGUGUGUUCUCCUCCCCCCUCCAGCCUAUGUCUCCCCCCUAUGGGGUUUGCCGGUCAGCCUGCUACCCUGGCUCUUGCUGCUGCUGCUGCUGCUGCUGCUGGAGCAGUGGAGCUGUUUGACACUACGCUGCUGCACCGCUACCGCUCUGCCUCGCUUCUCCUCUCUGCCUUUCGCCUCACACUCUGCUUUGCUGGAUAAUCACCACUGAGUCUGCCAGAGACAGCGACAGAGGACAGGAACGGAGGGAGGCAAAGAUAUCGAGAGCCUGCACUCUUCAAUCAACUGCUGCAUUCUUCAGUCUGUCUUUUUCCCUCUGCCUUCCUGGGCUGCUGGAGAGCAGUGCAGGGAACAACUGGACAGGAGAGAGCUCCCAGAAGGAAUCUAUCCUCCUCUCUUUUGCGCUUCCUCCCUCUGUUCAUUCCUGGGACAGAGUGAAGAGGAGGAGAGAAGAGGGAGGGACUGAGAUCAGGACUUGAGACUCUGCCUUCGGCUACACAGCUCAGUGUCCCACCUUGCUCCAGAGGCACAUAAGUCAAACACACACACAGUUGCUGGCAGACCUGAAGACAGAUUGACAGACACACAUUCUGUACACACAGAAGGACAGACAGGACCACAGACAGACAGACAGGUGGUGUCGGUGUCAUGGCGUCAGUGGACAGCACCGGUUCGAGUGUCUCUGGUCGGCUGAGAUCAGGGGAUCUACUUCAUGCUGGUCUGGCAGUUGCACUGCUGCUGGGUGUAUGGACUGUUGGUGGACUGGAGGUUUCGACAGGUAAAGUGUCUCAGAUUGAAGCAAUGAAUGGCUCCACAGUUCUGCUGCCCUGUACCUACUCCUCUUGUAUUGGCAUCAAAAACCUCUACUUCAACUGGCAGUAUAAUGACAAUGGAACCUUUCCAAAGUUAUGUGAAGGACAUAUUCCUAUGGAGGGUGUGGAGCCGGAUGUCAAGGUGUACCAUGAGCGAGUGGAGUUUGUCGGGUCCUCAAAGUCUAACAACAUUUCCAUCUUGCUGUGGAACAUCACGUUUGAAGAUGAAGGAGAGUACAUCUGUUUUGCCAGGAACCCGAAAGAGAAAAACCGCAACCACAGCGCUGUCUUCACUCUUAGAGUGGUGGACCAAAUGAAGGAGGUUGACAAUACUUUGACAGUUAUUAUUGUCUCAGUGCUGGGUGGAGUCAUUGGCUUAGUUAUCAUCGUCAUGGUGAUAAAGGCCUUGGUUGUUCACUUCCUGCUGAAGGAUGAUGAGAAGAAUAAAGAGUGCUUGGUGAGCUCCUCAGGGAAUGACAACACAGAAAAUGGACUUUCAGGAGCCAAAGCUGACAACAAAGGAACACCAAAGGCUUGAGCAAGAUGCAUAGUAUGUCUGUAUGUUUGUAUAUAUGUUAGACAAAUGUACACGCUCAGAGAAAAAAUUGUUAUCAGUGGACUGUUUUAUCUUACUAGUGGCUAACUAAUACAACUUGUAAAUGUCUAUUUUAAAUCAUGCUUGAGAUUUGGGAAGUGUGAAGUGUGCAUAGGCCUGGAUCACUCUCUCAUUUACAUGGCAGCCCAAUUGUUACACAGUGCACAGCCUGUUAUUGAAUUCAGCUCUACAUCUUACUGAACCUAACACUUUCUCUGAUAUACAGCCUCCAGUUUCACACACUUGAGGUUUCCACAACUUCCACUAUAACCUUUGUUUAACUGAAGGUAUGUCCUAAAAAAAUAUUAUUCAUGUUGUUUAUUUUUUCUAUGCAUGUUUUAACUAUUACGUGAAUUUAGAGGACGGACUUUGCACAAAGCUGAUCCUCCAGUGCAUUAAGAUAUUUUUUACAGAACAAAUUUAAGCUUUUAACUUCCACUUAAAAUAUACUUUACAGUCUCAGUUGACAAGCUACCAUAAGUUUGAUUCUUGGUUUAAAAUUCCCACGGUUCUCAUCUUCUCCAGAACUCUUCGUCAAACUUGGACCCAAACUAAGCUAACCACACUUUGAUACCACGAUGAAUUGCCAUAAUCUAUGAACUGCCAUGAUGUUCACUGAACAUCACCUAAAUGCUGACAUGCUUCUUUCUAACCGUCACAUGACACUGAUGUAAAUCCACCUGUGAACACAAGCCAGAGGACCAUUAACCAAGAUUGUUUUUUCAGAAGUGAAAGCCAAUAUUUUUCAGUCACUCUGAAGUAAAAUGAUCUGUAAAUAACACAGGUAAAUAUACACUUUUAAUGCUGCUUAUAAAAUGGCAUUUUAACGUUUAAGGAUCUGGUUCUAGAGUACUGAUUGAGGGUGAACUUACUCUUGUGUUGGCUUUCCAGGGGUCUUCAAUGCUAUUUUUUCCUGACCUUUUCGUCCUGAUCAACUGGCCUUAACUUCUACAAUGCCAGUCUGAAGUUUAAUGUUUACUGCUGGGUCCAGGUUAGACACACUGUUGGGGUGUUUGGUUCAUUAAUGCUGACAGGAGAUUCUGAUAGAGCGCAGGUUAACUAAGGCUGACAACUGGGCUUUCCAAAGGUGACUGAAGGAUCCAGUUCUGCACAGGUUUUAUUGUUUUGCUUUAGAUAAACACAGGUGCCUGUUCUGCUUCUGCUCCGUCUGCUGGUGGGAGGAUAAAAACACAGAAAAUGUAUAAAAACAAAACAAAACAAACAAAAAAAAAAACAAACAACCCUAACCCUCAUCAAAGACAAUCCCCAGCCUACUCAGCUCCCUAUAGAAAGGAAUGAACUUAAUCAUGCUGCUUCUGACUAAUAACCAAUGCAUUUUUAGCAUGUGCGCAUUUUGUAGAACUUCAUAUAAGUAUAUGUUGUACCACAGUACAGGAACAUUUCCUUGUGUGUCCGUCUGGUCCCAUUUAAUCCUCCAAAUCAGCCUGAAGUGUCUGAAGACCUGUCAACGCCCCUUCCAACACUGCUACAACCUUUUUUUAACCCCUUUAACCAGGUCAGGGAUGGAAACUUUUAGGUAUUGGCCUGCAGGUAUUACUGGUAAAGAUAGGGUGAGAGACAUUUUACACUUACUCCGAAUGUAAGAAUGCUUUAUUAACUCUAAGUUUGAGUCAUACAGUUGAACAACUUUGCGAAAGGAGCUUAAGAAGUUGGCACUUUUUUUCAUGGUGCACUAGAAUAUAUUGCAAGUGAAGACAGCAACAAAUGCACCUCUCCAGAUGCUUAUUUCCCGUUUCCACACUUGUAUGUGGAAUCAAACUGCAUUCCAAUGCAAACUUGAUGAUAACCUGAAGAAAACACCUUGACAAUACAAUACAUAUAUAUAUUUGUAAUUGUGCUAUAGGCCAAACAAGUCCAUUGAUAAAGCCUCAGUGGUGCAGGUAGCCCAGCAGUGGGACAGAUCACUGCAAAAGAAUGUAAAGACUGUCAGGGAAAACGUGUAAAAUAUUGUCCAAAAAGUACAUUUUAAUUCUUUACAAAGAAAUUAUAUCCAAUGUCAGUAUCAUUAUAAAGUGAAUGUGUGAAUAUCCCUAAAGAGCAGUUGUGCAGUUUUGUUGGCCCACUAUAAUAUUCUAUGUAAGUCUCUAGCUAUUGACUGUAUUUAAAACUUUGGCCAUUGAAGAUAAUAGGAAGAUUGAUUUGAGUUUUCAAGGAGAAGCAGUGUAUUAGCACUUAAAAUUAUAACAGGUAUGCAAGAGUUUGGUGGGCGCUGAUGAGAGCAAACUGACAAAUGAAAAAAUCCACACUUUCUGUACAUAUAUUAAAAUGCACAUGGAAGAACACAUCCAAUUUAAACAACAUUUAACAUUUUUUUUUGCUUAGCAGAAACAAAACAGGAAAAGUCAACAAAGUCUGGAUAAUAUCACGUCUCCACUUCACCCUGUGAUAAGUCAACAGGGAUGAGCUCAGUGCUAAAAUGGCCAAUGAAACCAAGAACACCCUCCUCAUGUGACUCUCCAUAAGAGAAGUCACUUUUGUGAAGCUGCCAGACAUGACCUGCUACACCCACAUACCUUAGUACACAGCGUGAAUAGCUACAACAGCUGAAAGCUACACGCAAACACACACGCAAACAUACACCUACAUGUAUACUCAGCUACAACGAGCCACUUUGAUACUAGAGGGUAGCACACUGGCCUUGCAUGCAAACAAUACAGCACUUUACUGGUGGUCAGAGUGACUUCAUGGAACAACAAAUAAUAGAAGUGACCUCACAGUCGUCAUUAUCUGAUAUUAUAUUACGAGAGUUUUAAAAAAGAACAUUUUAACAUUGUAAUUUUGACUGAUACCUGACAACAGCACUGUGUCGACAUGUUGUCUUACUGGAACAGAACUCUACGGUGAAAUUUUAUGUUCUUUUUCUAUUUGUUCACUUCUGUCAGCCUGCCGCUCUGUAAUAUUGGGGUGCAUUUGCUUUCUUGCUUUCAAUGGAAGCAAUAAGACAGACAUCAGAUUAUGCAAUAACCUGUUAUAAGGCACUUUAUAGAUGUGCCUGGACUGGCUGGUAACCGUCUGUCCAAGGCACAGAUCAUUGUACCAAUGGAUGUAUCUACACUACACAAAUGUAUCUUAGUUGGACUAAUGUAUUGAUAUUAGGAUCAUAUAUCUACAUUAGACAGUUUUUCCUGCAUUGGAUCAAUCUACAUUAGAUCCAUUAUACAACAUCUUUGACAUCAUGGCCCAUUUGAACCUAUUAUGUGAAACUUCUGGAUCUAGACUGAAUUCCGAUAGUACUCAUUUAACCAUAUGGCUUCAAUAUUUAGUGAUGCAUGGUGGCUCUCUGUAUCAAGUUAGAAAAAAAAUCUUACAAGAUAAUAUAUGUGCUGCAGGAAGACAAAAUGCUGCGAAGAUAACCCACACAAAUAUUGAAAUGCACAGCUUUUCUGUGGUUGCAGUGCACUGUAUUUUUAAAACAUUGUACAUUGGAUUGAUGAUAUUAUCUUGUGUUUUGGCUAUUUGAAUGGGUUUCCUAAAAUAGAGCAUGUUUUUGCUCUCAGCGCUACCACACUAAUCGGUUCCAAAAAGCCUGAUUGAAGUCUGAUUGCUAUUUGGCACCUAUAAAACACCAUGCAGGACACAAUAAUGUUCUGUGUUUCUCCUUUCAUGAAUGCAUUGCAUUUUUUCUGAGUUAAUCUUUACAGCAACUCUUGUCGCAACCAUUGAAAACAUUAUUACUUCACUAUCAUAUGUGCACUCGACACUUGUGAUUGCCAUUUCAGUGAUGUUAUGCACUGAGACAACCUCUGUUUGUCAUGAAUGUCUUUGGAAGAUCGAUGCAUUCACUUGAACACCGUCUGCAUAAAUGUGUCUCAGAUAGCUUUCUGAAUUCUUUCAGGCAAUCAGAUUUUAUUCAAUGAACAGAUACAACGCAGUAGCAUUCAUGAAACAACACAAUGUAAAUCUGGUUAUACAUUGGUUUGAAAUGUCACUCGCUGGGCAAUUUAGGUGCUUACUAAGUCUCAAAUGGCAUUUUAUUGCUGGGUGUAAAUGGGAUUAGGAAUGGUCUGUGUUCAUAGAACUUAGAUAGCGAUAAAUAUGUGAUGUACUACUGUGAGUACUGUAACAGCUACUAACACUGUAACUGUAAGUGUGCAGUGUUAGAAGUGAUACAGUAUCUUUGUUAUGCUGUAAAAAUGUGAAUGUUAUGGAUAUAGGGAAGCACUACAAGCACACAUGCACACACACACACACACCACACACACACACACCCGCAUGCACACACACACGUCUAACCAGUCAUCUGCAGAUCCCUCUGUAAAGAGGGGAUAUACAUCCAAAGUCUUCCUGUAGGAAAAAGCAACAUUGUGGAGUUGAUCUGUCUGUUAGUGUACUUUCCUUCCCCCCAUACCUUUAAACCUCGACAUAGCAUUACAACAACACAGUAGAUGGUUUCAUGUAGGGAUUGUGAUGCAUAACUCCAGACUAUAGAUUUGUGGCCACAGCUCCCAUUGUUUGAUCCACAUUUUUUUUCUGUCAUCCCUAAUUUUAUUUUUAUGUUUUCUGAAGUGAAGCCCAUUAACCUUGCCAGAAAAAGUGUUUCUUCUCUCUGCCAGUACAAAAUUAUAAAAUGAAAAACCUCAAUAUAAAAAAUCUGCCCAGCAAACCAGACAUAUGAAAACGAAGAGGGCGUAGGAGUGAUGCUCUGUUUUAAUAACAACCAGGUUUAUGUGUGACAGAUGAACUAUUGCUGCCUGAUUUAAUGCAUUAAUUCAGAUCUAGUUGCGGUACAGUUGCCUUCAUAGUUCUAGUAGCUUUUAAAAAUCUGAUUUUUGCUUUCUUCUUGGUAUUCUGAUCUGUCUUGUUGUCCUCCAAGAAACACCAGUCCUGAACCUCACAUAAGUCUUGAGGCCAGCCAGCUGCUUGCAGUGAUUGCUGCAGUACAGAGUGUGUGCUGUAGAGUGUAGAAAACUACUUUGCAGUGGUGCAAUACAGUACAAUAAAUGUCUGCCACCCAGUGGUAAAUAUCUAACACAUCAGAUAAAUUCCCCUCUCGUGCAACAUGCAUUCACUGCAUUUUGAUUGGGACUAUAAGGACAGCAUAGUUUUAAAAAAGAGCUGUCAUUUAACGCAAGCUGAAUUAUAAUUUCAUGCAGCUGUGAUACAAUAAAUGCCACAGUUUUCAUGGUUAAAACAAUAUAUUACUAAACUAAAGUACAGUGCUGCAGUUGUUGCUACUGCUUUAUAUAAUGCUAAUAGAUAGUUUGUUUAAAAAAAAAAAAAAAAGAAUCCCUGUGCCGAAUUAACGGGAUAUUUACAUUCAAUCAGAGGAGAUAUGUAGGUUUACACAAAAUCUAUAAGGACAAGAAUCCAUGAAACAAUUUGUACAAAUGUUGAUCCUUUAUCAGAGUUUGCCAGCUGAUAGUAAGAUUUAAACACUUACAGAUAGUGUUUAGCAUUACGUCAAGAUUACUCACUACAAUAGCAAAGUGUUCUGAUUGACCAAUAUGAUUCCUUAGAGUUAGUAUUGCUCUUACUGCCAGAGCGGCUGAAACUCAUACUGCCAAUCCAAGAGUCUCAUGUCUGCUGUUGUUACAACACUAUUACAAUGACACACAACUCACACUUACAUGUUGUAUUACUGUCUAUAGCUGUAUUAAUGGCAUUUCAGUACUCAACUGUAUAUGAUAGAGCUCUGUACUACAUCUGUAUUUCUAGCAGCAGAAACUCACACUGCCAAGCCAAGAGUCUGACGUCUGCUCUCUUCCUCCCACAUUCCACACCAGAGCUGCAACGAUUAGUCAAUUACUCAAUUAGUCAAUUAAAGGAAAACGAAUUGUACACGUUUUAAAUAAAAGUUUAACUGUUUGAGUUUUUGAGCAAAAUGCCAAAAGUUUGAUGGUUCUGUGUUUUCAAAUGUGACAAUUUGCCACUUCUUUCCUAGUUUACACAACAGUAAAAGUACAAGAAAAUUAAUAAUGUCAAAUUGUGCUUCAAGGAAUUGUGAUGGGCUUUUAUUUUAUUUAUUUAUUUUUUUACUAUUUUCUGACAUUUUAUAGACCAAACCAUCAUUGGAGAAACUUAAAUAAAACGGAUUAAUAAAAUGAUGGUUAGUUGCAGUUCUAUUCCAUGCAAAUUUAAAGUUCAAACCACUGAACUUCAGUGAAGUGAGAAGUUAACUUCACAGCAAUCCUGACUUGAGGAGAUGAGAAAUGAAAUAAGUUGAAACAGGAGAAAUGUGUCCUUAUUUUGGCACAAACACGUUUCCAUUAUACGAAUUUUUAAUCAGUUAACUAUAUUCAAAUUAUCGAUAGUGAUUCCAACCUAUGAUGCAUGUUGUGAUGUAUUACGUGUCAAUAUUAUCUAGCAAACUGCUUCCUAUAACCCUUGAAAGAGAUUAUCUUAUAGACCAAGGCUAGCUAGCUACAGAUUUGAAUUAUAAGCACAGCCUGACACUGACCUCUCCACCAUUUCUCACUACAGUCCUGCAUUUUAAACUUUAUUUUUUACUCAGUAUUUUUACACACCCAGGGGCUGUAAAACAUAAUUGUAUUUUAAUCAAAGCAACUAACUCAUAUCUACACAUUUUAUCUUAACCGAUCUAAGGACACUGAUGUUAUACAAAUUAUAGGAUUUUAUAGUAAGUUGACAUCUUGCAGCAGAUUUCUAUAUUUUGCUUACAUCACCACAAUGUACUCGACACGCACACAUGCAAAACCGUUCUGCAACCCCAGUUUUCCUGGAUCAACUUUCCUGUGAAUGUUUCAGCUGUUUGUCUUGUGUUUGUGACCAUGUUGCUCAUGCUCCCUUCAUGACUAUGCACCACAAACUUUUGACUUGUUAAAAACUACAUACUGAAAAUAAAAUGUUGAUUGAAUUUCCCA